Molecule: messenger RNA, 924 nt
Organism: Arthroderma uncinatum
Lineage: Eukaryota; Fungi; Ascomycota; Eurotiomycetes; Onygenales; Arthrodermataceae
Exons: 3
Coding region: 1-924 (307 amino acids)
Source: RefSeq, a predicted model, not a curated record
AUGUCGAGCUGGGCGUUCAAGAACACAGAGCAAAAAGUUCCCUCGUCUGAGGAACUGGAGACAAGCUUCACCAUCAAAGCCUAUCCAUCAACAGAUAUCUGGUCCAAACCCCCGGCGACUCACCGUUUCAAUGCGCCCAUCCUCCACAAGACCAUGCCGCUGGCUUCUUUCCAGCGAGCUCGCGUUCACGUCUCGGCAAAGUGGACGACACUCUACGACCAGGGAGGGCUAAUCCUUGUCGUUAACCGUAUGGACGGAGGUAACGCUGACGAAGGACGGAAAUGGAUCAAAACUGGAAUCGAGUUCGUGGAUGGCGUACCACGGUGCAGCACGGUUGCGAGAGAUCGAUGGGCGGACUGGAGUCUGGUGCCGGUUCCUGCUGCUGAUGAGGGCGUUGCUGGUAGUAAGGAGGAGGUUGGGGUCACGAUCGAGAUGGAGCGGCGAGUAAAGGACCAGACUCUGCGGGUGUAUAUGAUCAGAGACGACGGUGAGAGGGUGCCGAUGAGAGAGGUGACCUGGAUGUUUGAGGACGAAGAGAAGCUGGAGUGCUGGGUGGGAGUGAUGGAUGAUACCGCAGAGGCAGACAGGCUACUACAGGACACGGAUGAUGCGGAGGGAACGGAUGAACAGCUACAUAUCAGCCCAUACCCAUCCUCGUCAGGUAGUGAGGUUCAAGAAGGUGUCCGCAAGAUUGAAGCUAUCAGCAAAACAUGGACGGAGAAGUCUCUUAUAAUAGCAUACCUUGGUAUCUUCUUGAUGGCGUUCUGUACCUCGCUUGAAGGUCAGACCGUGUCGUCUCUAGCAGCCUAUGCUACAAGUUCGUUUAGCAAACACUCCCUCAUUUCAACUGUUCUGGUUAUUCAAGGCGUGGUUAAUGGUGAGCUCACCUGGUCAAUUCCCUACCCUGCCCAACCGAAAGCCUGA